CAGCUGCUUGAACAAUCUCACAAAACGUAGAGUUCUGGAGUAAUUGACAUGCAGUAAACUUCAAACAUGAGAAUCUUUCUGCCAUGGACUAGAAUCUUUUAGUUUUAUCAUUAAAUGUGUUGAAUUGUAAUCUUUGAACUGACGCCAGCAAAGGAGCACCCGACCCAGGAUUUUAACCUGUUUGAAAACCUUUGAUUUUACCAUCAGUUGCUGUUUCUUCAAAUAUGAGAGAGAAGAUGGAAUUCACAGAAAUCAUUUUGGAAGACCACAGGAGAGAGGAGAGUAAGACAGAUUUUGUUAACGCAGCCUACCAGCCUGACAAUACAAUCGAAGAACAAGAGGAUCAAGAACCUGGAAAAUAUAUGAAAGCUAAUCCACUGAAUAGAUCAGUGAAUGGUUCCAGGGAAGCACUCACUGGGAGAACUGGCUCAUGCUCAAGUCUGGUGUGGCUCUUUCUCAUCGGGGCUGCAAUUUUGACUGUCCUGGCGGUCGGUGGGAGUUUGAUCACCUUCAGCGUCCAAUAUAUUACGCAGGAAUCAUCAGAGAAUCAAUCUGAGGAAAUGAUCAUUCCCCAAAAUGAUGGUAACAAGCCUUUCAUCAGCCUCUUUACAGUCUCUUCCAUUGUUGUGACCACCAGCUCCAACAAUGUGAUCGAGGAGACUCCUAAUGUUUCAGAGGUUAUUGCAGCAUCCCAGAACUUAACACCAUCACCGUUGUGUGGUGGGAUUUUUCAAGAUCCUAAGGGUUCAUUUUCCAGCCCCCGUUAUCCAGCCCAAUAUCCGGCAAAUCUGCUUUGUGUUUGGCAGAUUAUGGCAGAACCGGGCUACGUGAUCCAAUUUAAAAUCGACUCAAUGAACAUCGAAGGGCAGGCGCCGUGUCAUUUUGACUGGCUUGAUCUUCAUGAGGAGACGGAGAAUGGGCAUCACUCUCACCAGAUAGCAAGGUUAUGUGGGAAUGUUGUACCUCCUACUGUCAAUACCAACACUAGUCGGCUUAAAGUUUCUUUUGUGUCAGACGCAAGCGUUGGUGGACGUGGUUUCACAGCACGGUACUGGAUAAUUGCAUCAAGUGACAAGAGCUGCGCAUGGGAUGAGUUUCUGUGUGAUGAUGGUCGCUGUCUUUUCACCAUCUUUAACUGCAACAACUUUUAUGAUUGUUUGGACAAGACUGAUGAGCUGAACUGUGCUGAUCAUCGACAUGAUUGCGGUGGGAUUUUGACUGAUCUGGAAGGGUCUCUGGCCACUCCGAAACAUCCUGAGCUGUAUCCACACAGGCAAGUGUGUGUGUGGCACAUCACAGUUCCUCAGGGUCAUGUAAUUCAGUUGCUAUUCCACAACUUUAGCCUGGAGCUUGCUGCUGACUGUCGAUAUGACUUUGUGGAGGUACAUGGCCAGCUUAGCAGCAGUCCCAGCAGCCUUAUGGGCAGAUACUGUGGGCACUCACUCCCUCCGAUUCUGACAUCCUCCCGACACGAGAUGCUUGUUCUUUUUGUUGCUGAUGAGGAAGAAUCAGAUGUGGGAUUUGUUGCCACCUACCAAGCAAUAAACAAGAGUGAGGCAACAUGCAGCCCUCAUGAAUUCAGAUGUGUAGAUGGGCAGUGUGAAGCGAUGCAGUGGGUGUGUGAUGGUUGGAAUGACUGCUCAGAUGGGAGUGAUGAGAUGAACUGCAGUGGUGUUGCUGACCUCUCUUAUGAAACUGAUUGUCAGAAGAUAGAGGUGGAGAUGUGUCAAGGACUCGGUUAUAAUGAGACUUUGUUCCCCAAUAUUUGGCUUGGAAUUGCAGAUCAGAGAAGUGCUAUUUCUACCCUGAAGGACUACAAGCUUCUGACUGAGUUGGUUUGCUAUGAGAAUCUCCGCCUAUUGACCUGCAGCAUCUUUGUGCCUAAAUGUGUAAGGGAUGGUGGAGUAGUGCCACCUUGCCAGUCCCUCUGCCAAUCUGCUGAGAAACAGUGUCAGCAUUCACUCGAGUCUCUGGACAUAAUGUGGCCUUUCAACUGUAACCUUUUCCCAGACUCUGAUGACCCAAUUGAAUGUGUCAGACCAUUGAGAUAACCCACCAUUUCAAUCCAGACCUGUAGCUACUGGUCAUCUUACUCUGCUAAUGUCAGUAUCUAGGAGACUGCAUGAACAAAUCUGAA
Messenger RNA from Stegostoma tigrinum, 2137 nucleotides. Its product is annotated as membrane frizzled-related protein. NCBI's taxonomy places the organism in Eukaryota, Metazoa, Chordata, Chondrichthyes, Orectolobiformes, Stegostomatidae. The transcript has 14 exons. Gene Ontology annotation, molecular function: protein binding. The record is from RefSeq and is a predicted model, not a curated record. Bases 225 to 2051 code for a protein of 608 amino acids.